Coccinella septempunctata (seven-spotted ladybird) is the source of this 878-nucleotide messenger RNA. Its product is annotated as protein jagunal. Gene Ontology annotation, biological process: endoplasmic reticulum organization; vesicle-mediated transport. Lineage: Eukaryota; Metazoa; Arthropoda; Insecta; Coleoptera; Coccinellidae. Gene Ontology annotation, cellular component: endoplasmic reticulum membrane. The record is from RefSeq and is a predicted model, not a curated record. The transcript has 4 exons. The coding region runs from base 131 to 718 and encodes 195 amino acids.
AAUAUUUGAUGACCAUUAAUUCUGUGCUGUUGGCCUGUUGCUGUUAUGUAGCGAAUGAUGAGGUUACCUGACAUUAAAUGGUUUCUAAUACAGAAAAAUAUCUAACAAAAAUCUGAAAUUUUGUAAUAUAAUGGCUACGAAAGGUUCACAUUACACACCCUUAGGUACUGAUGGAACGGACCAUGCCUAUAGACAACGUAUUGCUGCUCAAUAUCAAAUAAGUGCUUUGAACAAAUCAAGACUUAAAUAUUGUAUAUUUUUUCAUUACCUAUUAUUCUUUGCAAUGUUGGGAAAAUUAUCAUCUGAUAUUCUAGACAGAUUAGAUGUAUUUAUUUUAGAGAUUGAGGAACUAAGAAUUCCACAACCGUUAUGGUGGGAGUAUGCCUGGUGUGUUAGUUUAAUGCUUUCUUUCCUAUGCCUGGCUGCCAUAAAAAAGAAUCGAGUAAAACCUAUGAAUCAGUAUAUUGCAGGUUUAAUUGUGUUUGGUUUCAUUCCACUUCUAUAUGCAGUUAUUUAUUAUUUCAAAGACGUUAUUGUCUACUUGAUGGCUAAUAAUGAGGAAGAUCUUGAAGAUGUACAGUUCUGGCAGGGUUACCCCUAUGGUCUUCUUUGGUAUGCUUUUAUACUCCUAGCACUACAAGUUCACAUAUUUUCUAUUUAUUUUGCAUGGAAUCUCUUACAAGCAUGGAAAUCAAAGGGACUCAAGAAAACCGACUGAACAUUCUCCAGACUACUUCUGGCAACCAUUCACCUCCUGUUUGUCAUAGCAAUAGAAAAGACAAUGUUGCUCAUUCACAAUUUCUUGUUUGACACAGAAAUUCUAUGUAUGUUUUCUUGGUGGAUUGAUUGUUGAAUUUUAUUAAACAAUUUAUUUUUAA